AUGUCGAGCAUCAUUCGAAGCGCGACUCGCCGUAUGCGCGUCCAGCGCAUGCGCACCACCCCCCUCGUCUCGUCUGCCGCUCGUAUCAUCGUCCCCGCCGCGACCCCCGUCGUCCACCGCCGCGGACUGGCCACGCCCGCUGCCCCCUCUCCCGCCCCUGCCAACGCCGCGACCAACAUCCCGUCGCAGGACGCCAAGCGCCUCAAGAAGGUCCUGAUCGCGAACCGUGGUGAGAUUGCCUGCCGUGUCAUCCGCACUGCGCGUGAGCUCGGUGUCCGCACUGUCGCCGUCUACUCCGAUGCCGACAAGGACUGCCUGCACGUCGAGAUGGCCGACGAGGCGUACCACAUCGGUCCUGCCCCUGCCGCCGAGUCCUACCUUCUCGCCGUUGCAGCCGCCUCUGGCGCUGACGGUAUCCACCCCGGCUACGGAUUCCUGUCCGAGUCGCCCGAGUUUGCCCGCGCCGUCGCUGCCGCCGGCAUUGCCUUCAUCGGUCCCCCCGCGGAGGCUAUCCGCGCGAUGGGUUCGAAGCGCGAGUCGAAGGAGAUCAUGAUUGCGGCCGGCGUCCCGUGCGUGCCCGGCUACCACGGUGCCGCGCAGGACGAGGACACGCUCGUCAAGGCUGCCGCCGACGUCGGCUUCCCGCUCCUGAUCAAGCCGACCCACGGAGGCGGUGGUAAGGGUAUGCGCGUUGUGCGCAAGAUGGACGACUUCCUCGAGGAGGUCCGCUCGGCGAAGCGUGAGGCUGCCAAAUCGUUUGGUAACGACGAGGUCCUCCUCGAGCGCUGGCUCGACCGUCCCCGCCACAUUGAGGUGCAGGUCUUUGCCGACUCGCAGGGCAACUGUGUCUCGCUGUGGGAGCGUGACUGCUCCGUCCAGCGUCGUCACCAGAAGAUCAUUGAGGAGGCUCCUGCCCCCGGCCUCUCGAUGGAGAUCAAGAAGGACCUUGCCGACAAGGCCGUCGCUGCGGCCAAGGCUGUCAACUAUGUCGGUGCCGGCACCGUCGAGUUCAUCAUGGACGCGGAGAGCGGCGAGUUCUUCUUCAUGGAGAUGAACACGCGUCUCCAGGUCGAACACCCGGUGACUGAGGAGGUGACUGGCGUCGACCUCGUCAAGUGGCAGCUGUCGAUUGCGGCCGGCAACCCUCUUCCCGUGACGCAGGCCGAGAUCCCCUGCCUCGGCCACGCGUUCGAGGCGCGUAUCUACGCCGAGCGUCCCGAGGCCAACUUCCUCCCCGACACUGGACGUCUGAUUCACACGCUGGCCCCCCGUUCCGCCCCUCACCGCCUCGACACCGGCUUCCGCGAGGGCGACACGGUGUCGUCGCACUACGACCCGAUGAUCGCCAAGCUGAUCGUGCACGGGCGCGACCGCGCCGAGGCGCUGGCGCUCCUCCGCUCCGCGCUCGACGAGUACCAGGUCGUGGGGCCGAGCACCAACGUCGACUUCCUGCGCACUGUCGCCUCGCACCCGACUUUCGCGGCCGGACCCGUCGAGACAAACUUCAUCGAGCAGCACCACGCCGAGCUCUUCCCCGAGCGCCAGAUCCCGGCCGAGAUCCUCGCCCAGGCCGCGCUCAGCAUUGCGCACCACGAGCCGGCCGGCGCCUCCGGCUCCGCCGUGGGGGCCUGGAAGGCCCUGCCCGGGCGCCGCUUCACGGACGCGUCGCCGCACGUCUACCACUUUGACGAGGGCGAGGUCACGGUCACGCAGGCGGAUGGGGCUUACGAGGUUCAGGUCGCGCCGCCCGAGGGACAGGAGGGCGAGACGUACACGCUGUCGAACAUCCGCGUGACGCGCGUCAACGACACGGACAUUGACGUGCAGUUCGCGCAUGCGCGCAGCACCGCCAGCGUGAUUCCGCACGGCACCAAGCUGCACGUCUUCACGCCCACGCAGCAGGUGACGCUGCGCCGGCGCGGCGCCGAGGUCGAGGGCGAGAGCGCGGGCGCGGCCGCGGGCUCGGACGCCCUCGUGUCCCCCAUGCCGGCGACCGUGAUUGAUGUCCGCGUCAAGCCCGGCGAUGUCGUCGAGGAGGGCCAGGUGUGCGCCGUCCUCGAGUCGAUGAAGAUGGAGAUCAACGUCCGCGCCGAGCGUAAGGGCAAGGUCGCCGCCGUCAAUGUCGAGAAGGCGCAGGCGGUCGACGAGGGCGCCGUCCUCGUCGCCCUGGAGCCCGAGACGGAGGAGGCUAAGUAA
Trichosporon asahii var. asahii CBS 2479 is the source of this 2196-nucleotide messenger RNA. Its product is annotated as methylcrotonoyl-Coenzyme A carboxylase 1. The coding region runs from base 1 to 2196 and encodes 731 amino acids. Gene Ontology annotation, molecular function: metal ion binding; methylcrotonoyl-CoA carboxylase activity; ATP binding. NCBI's taxonomy places the organism in Eukaryota, Fungi, Basidiomycota, Tremellomycetes, Trichosporonales, Trichosporonaceae. The record is from RefSeq and is a predicted model, not a curated record. Gene Ontology annotation, cellular component: mitochondrion. The transcript has 3 exons.